CCACCAUCAUGCACGGGCCAGGGCCGGGAUGCCCUUGCUAUUACUCGCUACUGCUCUCAUUGCCUUUUCCCGCAGCUUAAGCUGCGAUGGCCAACAACUCAUAUGCAUAUCCACAAGAUGCACACUCUCCUUUUACAACAAACGGCUAUGAGCAGCCGCAACCAUCGUUUAGCCCAGGCAUGGAUUCUUCGAUGACAGGGUUGGCUUCCCAGACCUCGACCCCGGACAAUUCUUCACCGUUACUUCUCGCACAAACCAAAUCUGAAGCUCGUCGUUAUGAGUCAGAAUCCAGAGGCAAUUCGAAGGGCAAGAAGCGAACUACGAUGUUCGUGUUGAUUGGGUUGGCAGUUCUGUGCAUUGUUGUAGUAGCCGUCGUUGUGCCAGUUUACUUCGUCGUCAUCAAACCCAAGCAAGACAAACAAGACAAGAACGCUCCAGGUAGUGGUUCCAUUGGAGGAGGCUCCGGUAAUUCUCAAAGCCCAACUGGAGCAACUUCGGGUGGUGAUGGUUCUCAGAUUGUCACGGAAGAAGGGAUGACAUUUACUUACAACAACAAGUUUGGUGGAUAUUGGGUGCAAGAUCCUCAAGAUCCUUUUAAUAAUAACGCUCGCGCCAACUCAUGGACACCACCACUGAACGAAUCAUGGGAUUUCCGUAAACAACGCAUCUACGGAGUAAACAUCGGUGGCCUUUUUGUUAUUGAACCUUUCAUCUCCCCCAUGUUCUUCCAAAAGUAUGCUGGUACGAGCGACGAGUGGACCCUGAGUCAAGCAAUGGCAGCGGAUACCGCAAACGGGGGUCUCCAACAACUCGAGGAACAUUAUAAGACGUUCAUCACCGAAAAAGACCUAGCUGAAAUUGCUGGCGCUGGCUUAAAUUGGAUUAGACUCCCUAUACCCUUUUGGGCGAUCGAUACGUGGCCUGGAGAGCCAUUCCUAGCUCAAACGUCAUGGAAGUACAUUUUGCGCGUUCUCGGGUGGGCGAGAAAGUAUGGCUUGAGAGUCAAGCUUGAUUUACACACUAUUCCGGGCUCUCAGAAUGGAUACAACCAUUCUGGCAAAUUAGGACAAGUCAAUUUUCUCAAUGGUGUCAUGGGUGUCGCCAACGCGCAACGAGCCUUGAACUACAUUAGAAUUCUCACCGAGUUCAUUUCCCAGCCAGAAUACAGCAAUCUAAUCCCAAUAUUUGGUAUCGUCAAUGAAGCUUUGGUGGAGGUUAUUGGCAAGGACUCAUUGAAGAGUUUCUACCUUGAAGCUCACAACAUGAUUCGUGACAUAACAGGUGUCGGUGAGGGCAAGGGUGCCUAUGUUUCUAUUCAUGACGGUUUCGUAGAUAUUACCUCUUGGUCCGGUCUCCUUCCUGGAGCCGACAGGCUCAUGAUGGACAGUCACCCGUAUUUCGCUUUCGGGAACGGAGCAAACGAUGACCCCAUUGCUACCGGUACUGGACUUGAGGCCGGAGGAAUUUGGCCACGUCAGGCAUGUAAUGCAUGGGGUCCGUCCUUGAACAAGAGUCGAACUGGAUUCGGUGUCACCAUUGCCGGAGAGUUCAGUAACGGUUAUAAUGACUGUGGCCUCUUCCUCCGGGGCGUUCCUGGAUCGCAUACUUACGGCGGUGACUGUUCACUCUACCAGGACUCUACAAACUGGAAUGAAACGCUCAAAGCUGGUCUCAAAGCGUUUGCAAUGGCCAGUAUGGACGCCACUCGAGAUUACUUUUUCUGGACAUGGAAAAUCGGAAAUUCAACUAGUGGUCGGGUCGAGGCACCUCUCUGGUCGUACCAGCUUGGCCUAGAAAACGGUUGGAUGCCCACAGACCCUAGAGAUGCUGAUGGAUAUUGUGUCAAGCUUGGCAUCACCGAUGAUAGUUUCAACGGCCAAUACGAACCCUGGAUGACUGGCGGUGUUGGCGCAGGCACGAUUGCAGCGGCGGCGACGGUCGGGUUUAGCUGGCCACCAGCUUCGAUGAGUGGAGUUCCACCUGGGUCAAUGACUUUCCUUCCAACGUAUACGCCCACCGGCACUGUCACUACGUUGUCUGGGCCCACAAGUGCAAGUCUCAAAGGGUGGUACGACGACGCUGAUCGAACGGGUGCUCCGGCUACAAUAGCUGGUUGUUCGUACCCCGAUGGGUGGAAUGCUCAGGACGCUACAGUACCUGCUACUCGUUGUGGUGCCGGAUUGACGGCGCGUAAUGCUCAACCUACUGCAUCCGUUUGAAUGUGUAGUAUGCGCCCCAACGCACUCCCGCUCCUUGGUGAUGAUCUGAAUUCGCCCUGUCCAUCUGUAUUCGACCUUCACUCCUUAAAAAGACACUUUUACACUCUUAAUUUUGUAGCUUGGACAAUUCAGGUUUUGAUAUCCUUAUUAGUGUAUUUUUCUGCAAGGACACUCCUUAUUGCUUCUCCUACUAGCGACUGCUGUCCGACUGCUGUUCAACAUCAAAUAUAUCAAGAGGUUGUGCGCGACAUGUUGUGCCCAAUAAUGUCUGAACCUGUACAGAAUAUCAACCAGCGCUGACGAUGUAUCGUUGUGCAGUGUUUUCAU
Messenger RNA from Marasmius oreades (fairy-ring Marasmius), 2546 nucleotides. RefSeq lists its product as uncharacterized. Gene Ontology annotation, molecular function: beta-glucosidase activity. Bases 87 to 2219 code for a protein of 710 amino acids. Gene Ontology annotation, cellular component: cell surface; extracellular region. The record is from RefSeq and is a predicted model, not a curated record. Gene Ontology annotation, biological process: glucan catabolic process. The transcript has 8 exons. Lineage: Eukaryota; Fungi; Basidiomycota; Agaricomycetes; Agaricales; Marasmiaceae.